UUGCAUUCUGGGAUCUGAGAUCAUCGUCCUCCAUCUUGCUUUUUUAACCGUACAAGAUAAGUGGAACCGUGCAGUUCAAUGGUCACGUUGUUAUUAAAGAACUCGUUUAAAAGCAAGGGUUUCGAUCUCAGGGUUACUGUCAUGCAGUCUGGGCAGGUUCCUUAAGUGUGCGUUUCGGGGCUUGUUUGGAAAGACGUUCAGGUGCUCGCACUCGUCUGUCCGAUGCUUUAGAGGCGUUCGGUCUCCUGGUUACUGCUACUGAACUCUACCGGCGUUUAUAAUGGGUCGUUCGCGGAGCCGCAGCUCUUCUCGCUCCAAGCACUCCAAAAGCAGCAAGCACAGUAAAAAGCGGAGCCGCUCUCGGUCACGGUCCCGGGACAAAGACAGGAAGAGGCGCUCGAAGUCCCGGGAGUCCAAGCGGAAUCGAAGGAGAGAGUCUCGCUCUCGGUCCAGGUCUAACACGGCCACGUCUCGCCGGGAACGGGACAGAGCCGCCUCUCCGCCGGAGAGAAUCGACAUUUUCGGCAGGGCGUUGAGUAAAAGGAGCGCCGUGGAUGAAAAGCAGAAGAAGGAGGAGGAAGAGAAGAAAGCCGAGAUGGAAAGGCAGAGGAGAAUUCGACAGCAGGAGAUAGAAGAGCGUCUGAUUGAGGAAGAGACUGCUCGGCGCGUAGAAGAACUUGUUGCCAAACGUGUGGAGGAGGAACUGGAAAAACGAAAGGACGAGAUUGAAAGAGAAGUGUUGCGGCGGGUGGAGGAGGCCAAACGCAUCAUGGAGAAACAGUUGCUAGAGGAGCUGGAAAAACAGAGACAAGCGGAGCUGGCCGCUCAGAAAGCUCGGGAGGAGGAGGAGAAAUCAAAGCGUGAAGAACUGGAGAAGAUUCUGGUGGAGAACAAUCGUAAGAUAGCUGAUGCUCAAGCUAAACUGGCAGAGGAACAGCUACGAAUAGUUGAAGAGCAGAGGAAAAUACACGAGGAGCGUAUGAAGUUGGAGCAAGAGCGACAGAAACAGCAGAAAGAAGAACAGAAGAUCAUUUUGGGGAAAGGGAAGUCGAGGCCCAAACUUUCUUUCUCUUUAAAGGCCACUGAGUGAUGAAAACAACGUGGCCAGGAUUUGUCCAGACUUUCUUCAGACCGCCUCUCUCCGCGUGAGACGUUGUGCUGCAGUGCAAGGUCUUCUUCAUAGGUGUGUUUCAAAUUCUCCGAACAACGGGAGCAAUCAGAUUUGUCAGAUACCCUUCAGUUUUCCCGUUUUACCUGUCUGUUUUGUAUUACUGACUCUUGUAUAGAUAACCUCCACCUGUCCUCCAUGUAAUCUCUGCAAACGAUGCGUUGUACGAGUAGG
Messenger RNA from Puntigrus tetrazona (Sumatra barb), 1342 nucleotides. It is a transcript of the gene arglu1b, whose product is annotated as arginine and glutamate rich 1b. The record is from RefSeq and is a predicted model, not a curated record. The transcript has 4 exons. Gene Ontology annotation, molecular function: cadherin binding. Gene Ontology annotation, cellular component: mitochondrion; nucleoplasm. NCBI's taxonomy places the organism in Eukaryota, Metazoa, Chordata, Actinopteri, Cypriniformes, Cyprinidae. Bases 281 to 1090 code for a protein of 269 amino acids.